Molecule: messenger RNA, 3369 nt
Organism: Gambusia affinis (western mosquitofish)
Lineage: Eukaryota; Metazoa; Chordata; Actinopteri; Cyprinodontiformes; Poeciliidae
Gene: gdf2
Product: growth differentiation factor 2
Exons: 2
Coding region: 553-1803 (416 amino acids)
Biological process (GO): SMAD protein signal transduction; BMP signaling pathway
Cellular component (GO): extracellular region
Molecular function (GO): cytokine activity; growth factor activity
Source: RefSeq, a predicted model, not a curated record
CUGUGCUUCUGUCAAACUCUUUUCAUUUUUAGACUCUGGUCUGUGAGGCUCAAGGUACUGGUUUGUAACCUGAACUGUUUUAAUCUUCUCAUCAACUUAACCCCUGGUGUAUCUGCUGUGUUUCAACACACUUUUCAGAAGAAGAAGUUGGAACUUGUUACGAAGUGCCAUGUUUCUCCAGUUGUUUCUCUCUGCUUGAUGUGAAUAUGAAGCUGGGAAAAGAGCACUUUGUGGAAAUGUCCACUUGUCAAAAACCUCACAUUUUCCAGCGCUUCCCUCAUUAUCACUGUGGAGUGUUUACAGUGUCUUCAUUAGCCGACAGCCUCCAGAUGAUAACGGAGCUUUAAAAGGACAUCAAUGAUGGUGAUAAGCAGGCCAUGCUAGUUUUUUUUUUUUUCCGGUUGACACCAGUCGCUCUGUUUACUCUUGGAGCAUGGGAGCGGAUAACAGGACCGUCAUUCUUGAGCCGGGGAACGCCGUUUUCAAACUUUGCAACCGCAAACUCUCAUUUCAGAAGCUAAAGUCGUCGCCUGCUAAGACUCUUUUAUCAAAAUGAAGAUAUCUGGGUCCUUCCUGCUCCAGACGUGCGUGACUCUGGUGGUCUCCAUCACCUCCUGCACCUGCAAGCCUCUCAGCAACAACUCCCAAAGCGAAGGUCUGGAGAGGCUCUACUUGGAGCUGUCGGAGGACGUGUUGGAGGAAGAAGACAAGGAGUCACAAAUGGAGGACUAUUUGGAAAGCAUGAAGGAAGGUUUCCUGAGGCAACUCAACCUUUCGGACGUUCCACAGGAGGAUCGCAAGAUCUCGCCCUCUCAGUUCAUGGUGGAGCUGUACAACAAGUACUCCUCAAACCGGUCGGUGGUCCCUCAGUUUGAUGUCAUACGAAGCUUCGCCGUCCAAGAUGUCAUGACAAUCGGCCCAAAGUCAAGGUUCCGGCUGCAGUUCAACGUCAGCAUCCCGAACCACGAGCAGAUCAUCACCGCUGAGCUGCAGCUCUUCUUCUCCCCAGAUACCGGGUCAAAUGUAACGUCGCAGAGUUUCAAAACCGCAGUCAAAGUCUACGAAGCUAACGGCGACAACUCCACCUCGUCUUCCCGUCCACUGGACAGCGCAGACGUGUCGGCCUUGCAGAGCACAUGGGCCACGUUUGAUGUGACGGCAGCCAUUAGGAGCGGGAUUGGGUUGGGCCGUGGCGCGACAGCGCUCGACGUGGCGGUGGACAGGGAGGACUGCGACGGAGCAGAGGAGGGAGCCGGCUGUCUGAACAUGAGCGCGUCUGUCGGAGACGAUUCCGCAGCUGCUUUAAUAAUCUUCUCGGACGACUUUAACAGCAGGAGGACGGAGAGAAAGAAAGAGCUCAGAGAGAUGGCCCUCCGUGAGGAAGAUCUUUUCCUUCACACGGGGGCCGACUGGGACCGAGGCCAUCGGGCGCCGCGCGAGACCCCCCGCGUUCGGCGCCCGCGGCGAACAAAACGCAAGGCGGACGGGGAGUACUGCCGCAGAACCUCGCUCAGGGUCAGCUUCAAAGACAUCGGCUGGAACAGCUGGAUCGUGGCGCCCCCGGAGUACGACGCCUUCGAGUGCCGUGGGAUGUGUUCCUACCCGCUGACGGACGAGUCCACCCCGUCGAGGCACGCCAUCAUCCAGACGCUGCUGAACCUCAGGGACCCCAAGAAGGCCAACAUGGCUUGCUGCGUGCCCAUAAAACUGGACCCCAUCACGGUCAUGUACAAGGAGAACGGGCGCAUCACUAUCAGAUACCUUUAUGAGGAAAUGAAGGUGGCGGAGUGCGGCUGCAGGUAGUUGGAAAAGAGUCGGGAUAAAGCAGGUGGAAGAGGUGAAUUGUUUUGUGUUUUAAACACAGCUUAUGCCAGAAAGGUUAAAGGUUAAGCAGUUGUUGACUUGUGCUUACCCUACGAGGAAUGUUAAAGUAUUCUCUAUCAACACACUAACGUGUUAAGUAGCAUUGAAAUAGUUGACAUGCAGCUUUAUCAGCCUCUCAAGCUGCAUUUUCUUUUGAAUAUUUUGGAUUUUCUCUACAAAACAAUCCACAAAUACUCAACCACAAAGAGAUGGGUUUCCACUGUAAUGUCUUCAACACUCCUUUGAUUAAGGGAUUGCACUUUCAGCAUCGCCAUUGCCUUAUUGUUAAAUUCAAAUAAAGAAUUAUUAUUGGUAAGUAAUUAUUUUUCUAGCAUUUGAAAUGACACCAACUUGCAGGAAAUCAAAAUACAGACACUUUUUGCAUUUAGUAUCUUAGACUUGCCAAUUGUGUAUAACAGUAUUGUCCCCAUGCCUGUUGACAAAAAAGCAUCCCCAGAGGAUGAUUUUGCCAGUACCGUGUUUCACUGAGCAGAUGGAGUUUUUUCAGUAUUCUGUGUCAAGUUUUUACCCCACACAUGGACCAUAGAUGUAGGUAGAACAUUGUAUAACUACAUUGAACAGUGGUCACAUUGUUCACAGUUCAGGACUUUAAUCUGGACGUUAACCCUUUUGAACCUGAGCUUCCUCCCUGUUCAUGAUGCCGUUUGAUCUCUGACAAACCACUGAGGCCAGAAACAGAAACGGAUUUACACUGAGACUAAAUCGCACACAGGUGGACUCCAUUUACUAAAUAGGUAGUUUAUGGUGGUCCAUAACAUACAAAUCUCAAAAUACAUUAAAGUUUGUGGCUUUGAUGUGCCAAAAAGUGAAAAGUUUCCAGAGGUAUGAAUAUGUUCUCAUUUGUAGGGUUUAAUCUCAGGUUGUAGUUAAAAUCUGACAAGAAUCCGUUUGGUUUUUUUUUGUUUGUUUUUUUACCAGCUUCUAGUAAAAGCUCACAGUAGCAAUAAUAAAGUGAAAGGGUAAAUACCCAAUAAGGCAUCAUAACAGCUCAAUUUGUACAUUAACUGGUAAAUAGAAAUGUGUUUAAUAGUAAUAUGUACUUUAUCAGUAGCCUGUAAAUAACUGCUUCCACGUAUUUGAAUAAGUUAUGCUAUACAUGGAUCAUGGAUGCUUGUCUCUAAUCGAUUAUGUCAAUCAAAUUAUACAGUUUUGCUGCAAAAUUCCCCUAAAAUUGUAUUGAGUCUUCAACCUCAUUUUCUGCUUCCCAUGUCAAGACUUUUACAAAAGAAAGGUAAUGUAAAUAACAUUAAAAAAAUUACACCACCCCAUGUUUGACUAUGAUUCGUUUCCUGGAGGUACUUUGGAUGUUCGUCUAUGAACUCCUGUAGGAUUUCCCACUGUUUUCUUGGAGUCAUUUCCAAAGUGUGGCCCUUCACCAAUGUUUCUGUUUCAGUUUUUAUUGCAUGUACUGUUAGAUUUGUAAACAUUUGAAGUCAGUGACAUCGGCUUAUCAGAAGUGGAAAGGGGACAUGAUUGUGCAAACGC